This is a messenger RNA of Rhinolophus ferrumequinum (greater horseshoe bat), 464 nucleotides long. RefSeq lists its product as uncharacterized. The record is from RefSeq and is a predicted model, not a curated record. Bases 96 to 464 code for a protein of 122 amino acids. The transcript has a single exon. NCBI's taxonomy places the organism in Eukaryota, Metazoa, Chordata, Mammalia, Chiroptera, Rhinolophidae.
CGAUAGAAAUACAGCUGCAGCCAGGGUCACAGCUCACUGCGCUCCCACAGGACCACCCAGGCCCAGCAGACCCACAUCCCCACCACUCCUCGCCAAUGGCUAACGAACUCUUUCAGCGUAAACCCUGGGACCCCGAGCAGAUUCGUCUGGACCCAGACACUGACUCGGAAGGCCUGUUUGACGUGCCGCCCCCGGAACAACCUCCUGCUGCCCGCAUGCUCAAGUUCGCCGCUGCCUCGGGCAAGAAGGCUGGUCGGCAGCGUGCGGGCGAGAGGGCGCAGGGGGUCCGUGCCAGGCAGACCUCAAAGGCCACUGCGCGACCCCUGCCCAAGGAGGAGGCGUCUCCAGUGGACGAGGGCUGCUAUCUUGAUCAUUUCCCGCACCUCUCCAUCUUUAUCUACGCGGCCAUUGCCUUCUCUAUCAUCUCCUGCAUCUUUACCUAUAUCCAUUUACAGCUUGCUUGA